UCUCUCGGCCGGCCCUAGCUAUGGCGUCCCAAAGCAUCCCGGCCGGAGCACCGCCCGGUUUCCCUAAACCUACGAACUACCUUCCCGCCGCCGAUCUUCCCCGUGCCCUCGAACGCUGCCGCGUGCUGCUGGACGAGCUGCUGCAGCAUGAAGACGGGUGGGUGUUCGCCAAGCCGGUUGAUACAUACGAACCCGGACUCGGCGACUACCACUCCGAAAUCCGCCAACCCAUGGAUCUCGGCACCGUCCGCCGCCGCCUUGAACGGCGUCGCUACCAGAACCCGCUCUGCUUUGCCAGUGAUGUCCGGCGUACCUUCCGCAACGCCAUGACCUACAACUACAAGGGUGACGAUGUGUAUAAGAGUGCUGAUGUGCUCUCUCGCAUCUUCGAGUCAGGGUGGGCCUCCAUUUCUGCAACGCUCCAGUCGCCACCGCCGGUCGCCGAGCGUAGGGCAAGGCUCAAGGAUGAGCUGCCGCGGCUGCCGGUGGACUUGCAGGAGAAAGCGGCCGUCAUUAUGAAGGACGUAGGCGGGUGGAUCCAGGAGGUGGAUGGGAGGGUUGAGGUGGAUUUGGACAAGGCCGACGAGGCGACUCUUGACAAGCUCGAGUGGCUGCUCGCUCUCGCCACCAUGAGGAAGGAGGCAGGAGUGCUGGAUAAUCAAACUCGAUCUGGCGCCGCAUGAUUUUUCCGCCAUUAAUUGUCUCUCAGUUCCAGAAUGCUGUUGACUUAAACAUGGCUUCCCUCUUCUGCGGAUGAGCACCAGCAUGAUUUCUAAGAGGAUGUAACAUGGAUUUGUAUGAAUACCCCAGUGUCUGUUGUUAUUGUUGUUGUUGUUGUUGUGAUUUUGUUGGUAUGUUGGAAUUAGACUUUAGACUUGUGAUGAUACUGAAGAACUGCAAGGAUGUGUGGAACUCAUGUUGUUUGGAUUGUUCAUUAAGUAUAUGAUUUCGUGGGUGGAUUUUCUGCCGUCAA
Molecule: messenger RNA, 973 nt
Organism: Aegilops tauschii subsp. strangulata
Lineage: Eukaryota; Viridiplantae; Streptophyta; Magnoliopsida; Poales; Poaceae
Product: transcription factor GTE9-like
Molecular function (GO): protein binding
Source: RefSeq, a predicted model, not a curated record